Ambispora leptoticha is the source of this 966-nucleotide messenger RNA. The record is from the annotation of a GenBank genome assembly. Lineage: Eukaryota; Fungi; Glomeromycota; Glomeromycetes; Archaeosporales; Ambisporaceae.
AUGUCGAUCAUCAAGCAACUCAUCGCGUGUCAAAUCAUUGAUGGACCAGAAAACUAUUCUAAAUUAGAGAAAAUUGGCUCGGGUACAUACGGUGUGGUCUACAAAGGACAAGACAAAAAAAACGGGCAAAUAGUGGCUUUGAAGAGAAUUCGACUUGAAACUGAAGAUGAAGGCGUGCCACCUACAGCUAUGCGAGAGAUCUCGGUUCUUAAAGAGACCAAGUGUCAGAAUAUUGUUCAGUUGAGUUUGAUUUUAGGACGUGACACACUUUUAGAUAUUGUAUAUGAGGAACAUAAACUUUAUCUGGUGUUCGAGUAUUUAGAUAUGGAUCUGAAACGUUAUUUAGAUUCUUUGCAUAAAAAUGCCUUUCUAAGCCCUGAUAUUGUGAAAAAAUUUAUGUAUCAGUUGCUUGAUGGUGUCGCUUAUUGUCACUCUCGUCGGAUUUUGCAUCGCGAUCUUAAGCCACAAAAUCUGUUGAUCGGAAAAGAUGGUAAUUUGAAACUUGCGGACUUUGGCCUUGCAAGAGCUUUCGGUGUCCCACUUCGACCAUUAACCCAUGAAGUCGUGACGCUAUGGUAUAGAGCACCUGAAAUCCUGCUUGGUUCGCGUCAAUAUUCUGUUCAUAUAGACAUUUGGAGCGUGGGAUGUAUCUUCGCAGAAAUGAUCCUUAAAACUCCUUUGUUUCCAGGUGAUUCUGAGAUAGAUGAAAUAUUCAAAAUAUUCCAAAAACUCGGGACUCCGGAUGAACAUAUGUGGCCUGGUGUUACCAGUUUACCUGAAUUCAAAACAAACUAUCCAGCUUGGUCUUCGCAGUCUUUGACAAAACAUAUUCCAUCCUUAAACGAGGAUGGCAUAGGUCUUCUUCAGCGAAUGUUACUUUAUGAUCCAGCUAAACGUAUCUCUGCAAAACAAGCCCUUACACAUCCAUAUUUUACUGGAUCCACAGGUCUAUACAGAGUAAAUUGA